Macrosiphum euphorbiae (potato aphid) is the source of this 384-nucleotide messenger RNA. NCBI's taxonomy places the organism in Eukaryota, Metazoa, Arthropoda, Insecta, Hemiptera, Aphididae. The record is from the annotation of a GenBank genome assembly.
AUGUGCAAAACAAAAGUUAAAAAAAAUAUUUCAUAUCUGGAUAGAAUUGCUCCUUUAAUUAAAGAUGUGAAAGUAGAUAAUGAACUUAUUAAUUCGAUGAUGGUGAAACAAAGUGAUGAAAUAGUAAACAUAAAAUUGCCAUUUGAUAACGAAGUAUGUAGUGAUUACUGGACAAUAAAUCACUAUAAAAUAAAAAAUAUUCAAAAUCUUAUUGCUACAGACAGAUGGAAAGAAGCUGAGUGCAGUGUAAAAGUAUCGAUAACUGAUUUAGCAAAGGAUCAAGGGCUCGCAAACGAUUUAUCAAACAUCAUACAAACAAUAUUUACACGGUUCAUGUCUGAUCCAAACAAGAAAAUAGGAUGUAUUAAAAAAUCAAAAUCAUAA